This is a messenger RNA of Monodelphis domestica (gray short-tailed opossum), 7383 nucleotides long. RefSeq names its product adhesion G protein-coupled receptor A1 (gene ADGRA1). The record is from RefSeq and is a predicted model, not a curated record. Gene Ontology annotation, molecular function: G protein-coupled receptor activity. Lineage: Eukaryota; Metazoa; Chordata; Mammalia; Didelphimorphia; Didelphidae. Gene Ontology annotation, cellular component: glutamatergic synapse; plasma membrane; postsynaptic density. Gene Ontology annotation, biological process: cell surface receptor signaling pathway; G protein-coupled receptor signaling pathway.
CCCUGCCGCCGCCACCGCGCUCCCCAGGUCUGCAGCGGCGGCAGCGGCGGGGAGGGGGAGGGGAGGGGGAGGCGGCCCCGCGGGCGCCCACCCCCACCUCCUCCCGCCCAUCCCCAUGGCGACCGCCCAGGCUGGCCGGCUCGGGCUUCCAGUCCCUGGGAAAGGAGGCGGGGAGGAGGAGAAGCGAUAGCGGCGGCGGCAGCAUCCCAGCCCGUCCCCGCAGCCUCGCUGGCUGAUGCAGGACUGGGGGAGCCGCGGUCGCGCUCGGGAGCCGGGCUUCUCAUCCUCCGUCUUCUGCCUCCCCCUCCCCCUCCCCCGCCCUUUCCUUUUCUCCCCCUCCCCCUCCCCUGUGCCACACGGUACAGCGCGGCGGCGGCGUCCCCGUGGCCGCCUGGGUCCAGCUGCCCCGGGCCCCUCGGCCCCCUCGGCCCCCUCGGCCCGGCCCGGCAAUCUGUUGCUAACUCCACCUGCAAGCUCACAUUGAUCGCCUUCCGCAAUGGGAAACUCUUCGCCGGCGGCAGCGGCGGCCCGGGCUCCGGCCCCGCGGCUGCCGGGAGGCGGAGGUCGGCGGCCACUCGGGUGGUCUUUGCGCGCCUAGAGGGCUGCAGCCUGCGGCCCUGGGCGGGCGCCGGGGCUGACCCCCGAGGCGGCCGCUGGGGAUUUUGACCUUCCCUCGGGACAUGGAGGCCGGCGAGGAGACCGGUGCAGCGUAGCGGGCUCGGCGGGAGACCUCCUGACCCUCCGGUGCCCGCACUGGGGCCACUUCGCGGUGCUCAUGGAUCUGAAGACGGUCCUGUCGCUGCCCGAGGCCCCGGGGGACUUCCUGCACCCCGUGGUGUACGCGUGCACCGCCGUGAUGCUGCUCUGCGUCUUCGCCUCCAUCCUCACCUACGUGGUGCACCACAGCACCAUCCGCAUCAGCCGCAAGGGGUGGCACGCGCUGCUCAACCUCUCCUUCCACACGGCGCUCACCUUCGCCGCCUUCGCCGGGGGCAUCAAUCGCACCCAGUACCCGACCGUCUGCCAGGCCGUCGGCAUCAUGCUCCACUAUUCGACGCUGUCCACCCUGCUCUGGAUCGGUGUGACCGCGAGAAACAUCUACAAGCAGGUGACCAAGAAGGCGCCCCAGGGCCCGGGGGGCGAGCAGCCUCCGUACCCCAAGCAGCCACUGCUCAGGUUCUACCUCAUCAGUGGGGGCGUCCCUCUGAUCAUCUGCGGGAUCACGGCUGCCACCAACAUCCAGAACUACGGGCCGGACAGCGCAGGGGGCCCCUACUGCUGGAUGGCCUGGGAGGCCAGCCUGGGGGCCUUCUACGGGCCCGGGGCCUUCAUCGUGCUGGUCACCUGCGCCUACUUUCUCUGCACCUACGUCCAGCUGAGGCGCCACCCGGAGCGCAAGUACGAGCUCAAGGAGCGGCGGGAGGAGCAGCAGCGGCUGGCGGCGCCCGAGGCGGGCCCCGGGCCCCUGGGGGAGGCCUCUCUCCUGGAGAACGAGCACUCCUUCAAGGCCCAGCUGCGGGCCGCCGCCUUCACGCUCUUCCUCUUCCUGGCCACGUGGACCUUCGGCGCCCUGGCCGUGUCCCAGGGCCCCUUCCUGGACAUGAUCUUCAGCUGCCUCUACGGGGCCUUCUGCGUGACACUGGGGCUCUUCGUGCUCAUCCACCACUGCGCCAAGCGCGACGACGUGUGGCACUGCUGGUGGUCCUGCUGCCCUUCGCGGAGGAGCGCCGACGCGCGGCCCAAGGCGAGUGCCAACGGGGACGCCCACGUCCACACGACCUGCCUCCGGGACUCCCCGUGUCCGAGCAAGGCCGGCAGCUUUGCUCACUGCAAGCUGACCAACCUGCACGUGGCCCAGAACCACGCCAACUGCCUGUCGCCGGUCACGCCAUGCUGCGCCAAGAUGCACUGUGAGCAGCUCGUGGACGACGAGGCCCACGUCCACGUGCACCGCGAGGGGCCCUUCGGGCCCGGCGCGCACCUGCACAGGUGCCUGAAGGGCAGAGCCAAGGCCCGCUACUUUGGCCGGCACCAGGCGGCCACAGCCGAGAGGGAGUACGCCUACCACAUCCCGUCCAGCCUGGACGGCGGCAGCCUGCACAGCUCGCACACGGACAGUCCCCACAGUGCCCAUGAGGGCCGGGCCUGCUGCGGCCAGGGCGACCCCUACCCCACCCUCAGCCAGCCCGAGAGCAGCGACGCCAGCACGGUCCUCUGCAGCUGCGCCCAGAUGGCCGAGGGGGAGGCCCGCUUCGAGAUGCACCCGCGGACACAAGUGCUGCCGUGUAGCACAGCCGGCCACGACGGGCUGCCCACGGGCACCCUGGAGGAAGCCAUCGUGUACGCCUCCGACGGUACGGGAAACAUCAAAACGGGUCCGUGGAGGAACGAGACCACCGUGUGACCGGGGGCCGGGCGGGGGGAUCCCCAGGAGCGCCCCUUCCGGUUCUGCGCGGCGCCGGGGCUCCCGUGUUCUGGACAAGGAGAGAACAAGCGGGAGAAGUCUCCGUAGCAUCCCAUGGCCAGCCGUGGAGCUGCUGCACAGGGCUUCCUUGAGAAGAUGGCGGCAUGAGUGUCAGACCUCCAAGAGUCUGGGAAGAGUUGGCUGGCAGGAGGGGGGAUUCCCAGAGGCCCCUCUGGACUCCUUUCGCACUGUCUCACUCUCUCCCCUGCUCCUCAGCCUCGAGUCUGCAAGCAUCAAUGCGGGCUGAGGCAGUCGGAUCCAAAGAGAUGGACAUCCUAAAUAGGGCGCUGGCACGAUGGAGCAACAUGGCCUCUGUGGCCUCUAGGGCUAAGGCCACUGGGAGGCGGGGGCCCCUCCCUGGCAGUCUCUGGUGGCCUCUCCUCCCAGGGAGGGGAGAAGUAGCCCGUGAAGUCUACAUGCCCAUAGGGCUCGCUUGGCCACUAACUGCGUGGCCCCUGAUGAGGGGCUCUAGUCACUGUUUUCUGGUGCUUGAGAUGUCUUUCGCCACCUGACAGUGACCAGCGGGGCCCAUCCAUCAAGAGCCUCGGGAGUCCACGGAGUCUGGCCUGCGCUCCUCAUCCCGGGGACACUCACCUUUGUGCGGCUUCAGAACAGCUCAAUGAGGAGCCGCUCGAGUGUGUGCUGAGCACACACCCCCUCUGUCUGUGGCCCCGUGCUGUGGAUUGUCCAGUAGAUACUUUGGAGCCAAGCCUGCCCUGGUCCAUGCAGCACAGGUUUUAUCCCUCACUCAUCAAGGAGCGGCUGAUCGCAUGCUGGGAGCGGUGUAGACCCGCUCAGUUCCAUUCCAGCUUGCCAAGAACUAGGGCAAAUGCGGCAAGGAAUCGGGCGAGUCAAACUCGCUCCUCUGCCAGAGUCCCAGAGCUCCUCUCACCCCGGCUUCACUGCCCCGGGGAUCCCCUCCCAAAGAUGGGGGCAUUUGGGGAUGGGGGGGUGCAGUCUGUUCUUCCACAGCCCCCUCCCCAUCCGGACACAGAGCCUCGGCCUCCCAGAGGAUGCACUGGGCAUUCUGGAGAGAGCACAGGGUGAGAGUAGGGCCUUCCCUGGGUCAAAGGGAGCAGCUGGCCGUGCACACACACACACACACACACACACACACACGUGCAGCCAAAGCUGACCCUGGGUUGGAGGUUUCACCAGUGCUGCAGGCCUUUGCUCCACUUUGCAGCCUGCCUCUGGUCUGUCCCACAGACGUGCCGGCGGGUUCCCCCGUGGUCCGAGCACAGAUCUUCUCGCUGUGUCCGUGAAGGGAGUCUGACAAGGUGGGCUCGGCAGCCCGUUCCGAGGUGGCGUGUGCUUCUGCGUUGUGCCCGCAGCCGGGGGAGCCCCUCCUCUGCAGAGCCAGAUGCCCACCUCCGCGAGGGCGUCCCAUGACCCCCAGCCGUCCCCCAGCCUUCUGUGUCGUUGGCCUGUCACGAGGCUUCGUGUAGUCUCUCUCCACCCCCCCCCCCCCCCGAGUGUUUCUCCGGCCUCCCAGCACAGGGCCGGCCCGAAUGGCAGAGCCUAGGAAGAACAUGGGACACGGAGCCGCCCCAGAAGGGCUCCUCGUCCCGGCCUCUCCCUUCUAUGCAAAGCCUGGCCUCGCGGCCUCCCCACCCGCCCCGGUGCUGGCUCGGUCCGUCCCCAGAAAGAGAAGAGCCCCCCGCCCCUGCCCCGACCGUCCAUAGCAAACUGUCUCGUCUUCAAAUAGGGUUUAGCCUAGAGGAGGCCCCGUUCUGUUUGCAUAUUCUAUUUUCAGAGAAUAAAAGUCCACAAUGUACGCAAGCAGAGUCCUAGGACUUGAUGGCCAGUAGCGUGCUGAGGCUGCGGGCGGGGGGCGCGCAGGGGCUGCCAUGGGUGCUCGCGGCACACCGGGGCCGGACACGAGCUCUGAGAGGGUUUACCCCGAGGCUUCUGGCAGGGGCACGGAGAAGCCCUGAACGGCGGCGGCGACGACGUGCCCUCCCACGCUGGGACUUUCUCAGGCUGCUGGAAUGGCAGGCACUUUGCGCCCACGUGGCCUGUCCUUGCCUAUAGAAACCCGAGGUCGACUGGACUCGGAGUAGGGGGAGCCUCAGCUCCGAGGAGCCUGUAGCAGGUGCCGGGCAGCCGAAGGGAACCAGAGGAGCAGCGUCCCGGCCCAGGAAGCCCCUGUCAACGAGGGAUGCCAAUUGCACAAGAUGGCUGAGCAGAAACGUCUCAGGAAGGGGCCAGGCUGGGGGCGAGGAAUCGGCUCCUCGUUUGGCCGGAUUCCCAAGGAGGAGGCCUGAGCUGAGCCUCCGAGGAAUGAGAGAAGACCAGGAGGCAGAGGGGAGGACGGGGAGCAUCUUGGGAAAGAAGGGAACCGCGUGAAAAGCAAUAGCGCUGAGGAGACCUGGGCCAGAGGAUCCGAGAGGCCGUGGAAAGGGUCGAGGAGACCAGGGAGGCGGGCAGGGGCAAACAAGAAGAUGCCAGGCGUGCUCCAGGUGUCAGGAUGGCACGGGUCACCCCGGAUGGCUUAAUGAAGGAUGGGCUGCACUGAUGAGAGACUCUUGUUGGGCAGCCCGAGGAGAAGGCGACGAUGGGCUGCACCGGUGUGGAGCAGAUAAGAGGCUGUAGAGGAGCUCCGUUCUGGACAGCCAGCUGCCAGCACUUGUACCCAAAUCAGACGUGGCAGUUGGGCUCAGAGAGUGAGGAGUCAAGGAGGAGACCCAGGUUAGGAGCCUGAGGGUUGGGAGCAGUGAUGGUGAACCUUGUAGAUGAGUGCCCAAACGGCAACCCUCUCACGCCUUCCCCAGCCAGCAGAGGGAGCGAGCAUGCCCAUCGGGCUGCUGGGCAGAGGGCCAGGUGAAGGCAGAAAUGUCCUCAGGCACUCGUGGAGAGGGGGAGGGGGAGGGGAGCAGCGCCCUCCGGCACACGGGCUCCAGGGUUGCCACCACGGGUCUAGGACAAUGGUGGAGGCCUCCUCCUGAUAAGAGAGUUGGAAGGAGAGGAGGGUUGGGGCAAAGAUGCCGAGUUUACUUUGGGGGGACAUCCAAGGCACAAGGUCUGGAAGGCUGUGGGACCAGGGGAGGGGUUCUGGCUGGGGAAGCCAACUGGAAAUGAGGAGCAUAGACGUGACAAUGGAAUCCUGGGAGCCGAUGUGGUGGGCAAGUGAAAGGAGAGAGGAGAGGCCGCUUCCCAGCUGGGACACCCCCCCCCUCGGGGGCAGGGGGAAAGCAGUCCCACAGGGAAGAGGACGAGCAGGAGAGCGAUGAGAGCGCACAGCAGGAGAAGGCGUGAGCGGAGGGUACCGACGGCUUCAGAAGGGCGCCGCACCGCGAGGAUGAGCCGUUGGGUCUGCAGUUCACAGACCCUGGGUGAGCCGGAGGACGGCAGGGUGGGUGGGUGAGGCCAGAAGGGACACGGGGUUGGAGCGAGCGGCUUUGCCAGGACCCCGGAAGGAUGCAGACUCAGCCAGCCAGAGGCAGGAACGGGUCGGAAGGGGGCGCUGCGUGCUGCCGAGGAGGAGGAGAGGAGAGCCUAAGAGCGAGCUCUGGGCAGAUGGAAGCGAGCCCAGAUCUGGAGAAGGGGUGCCGUCCCUGCUCCGAUCCCAGGAUGCACGGCACCAGCUGGCAGAGCAGUCCUGGGCCUCGAUGGACUGCCCCGGCGCAGGCAGGAGGCCCUCUGCCUGCGCCGUCCUGCCCGGGCACCUCGGGACGUCCCUUCCCAAGCGGCCUCCUCCUGCAGAGCCAUCUGGCUGCCAUUUCCUCCCGCGGCCCGUCCUGGAGGAGGCUGCGCCUGGGCUCGGUGCCGCGCCAGAUCGUCUGGGCCGUGUCAUCCCAUCGAAGGCCCCUGAAGAGCAGAACGAGUGUUCCCAGAACCCUCCAGGCAGCCAGCAGAGGCGGACCAUCACCCGUGUCAGGCAGGCUAGCAGGGAGCUGGGCUGGCUUGUCUCCUCGCUAUGGGCUCUGCUCAGCCUGGCCCCCACCUGGGAAAUGUCGCGUCUGGUUGGGGGGUGACCCGGCAGCAGAUGUCAGGAGGAAGGGGCUGCGCUCUGGGCUCGUGGCAAGGCCACGGGCUGUGCCACCAAAGGCAGAAGCCCUGACGUGCCGGCUUGGAAGGGGCCUCAGAGGCGACCCGGACAGCCGGCACGUGGCCGCCCGUCCCACUGUAGAUGGGCCCGUGGUCCGGCAGCACUUCCUGCUAGUUGUCCUUCAUUCGCCUCUUCCAGCAUCUCUCCAGGACGGCUGGUCCUCCCCCCUGCGGCCUAGCAGGACGAGGCUCCGGUCGCUCCCCCUGCUCUGCCCUAAACGUGGUCCUGGGCCUCGAGCACAUCGGCAGCCCCUGGCGAACACCGUCCGGCCUGUCAGCAAGCGGAGCCCCCGGAGGGCCCGGCACGCUCCCGAUGCGGCUGAGCAGAGCAGAGGGAAGCAGCAUCCGCUGCCAUCUGUGCCUGGGGAGGCUCCCUGUCUGGGCCUCCGUCUGGCGGCCCAUUUCAGUCUGGGUGAUGCCAUCCUCCAUCGGCUCAGUGGAACUCCGUGGCUCUGAGUCUCACUGGGGGGUUCUGCGCUGUUUUGGGGGGCUGUUAUAACCGUCCUCCUCAGACAGGGGCGCACGGGCCGCUUCCCUCCUCCCCGGAGCCUGUAGCCCGUUCUGUGCCCCGUUCGGUGACGUGAAUCAUCCCGAGGGAGUUCUGUGGCUCGUUUUCUGUGGUUCCGUUGCCAGAAUCUCGUACGAUUGGCGCGUGGCCCGACUCCUGCCUGGGCGCGGCGCCCUCGGCCUAGACCUCGCGCUGUGGCCUCCCUUCGCUGUCUUGGGGGCUGAAAAGACGCUGUUUUCUUGGCAGAUUUCUCCUACUUUUUGUCCUUCUGUUGAACUCCUCCUCUUGGUUCCUCCCCUACGUGUUCUUGGGGAGUCACGAGCCUUGCUCACAUGUCUCAAAACUCCUUUUCCUUCCAUUA